Molecule: messenger RNA, 2855 nt
Organism: Chrysoperla carnea
Lineage: Eukaryota; Metazoa; Arthropoda; Insecta; Neuroptera; Chrysopidae
Product: protein abrupt-like
Exons: 4
Coding region: 1-1185 (394 amino acids)
Biological process (GO): regulation of transcription by RNA polymerase II
Cellular component (GO): nucleus
Molecular function (GO): protein binding
Source: RefSeq, a predicted model, not a curated record
AUGGCUGGCGAACAAUUUUCAUUAAGUUGGAAUGAAUUUCAUAAAAAUUUAAGUGUUGGUUUUAUAAAUUUAUUUGAAGAUUCCUCACUUGUGGAUGUGACUUUAGCCGUGGAUGGUCGUAAAAUACAAGCACAUAAAGUUGUGUUAUCCGUAUGCAGUCCAUAUUUUAAAGAAUUAUUUAAUGAGAAUCCGUGUCAACAUCCAAUUGUAUUUUUAAAAGAUGUUAAUUUUUCAAUUUUACAAAAUUUACUCAAAUUUAUGUAUCAAGGGGAAGUCAAUGUCUCACAAGAAGAGCUAGCCGAUUUUAUAAAAACUGCUGAAGAAUUACAAAUUAAGGGCCUUACAGGAACUGGGAAUAAUGAUACGGGGCAAAGUCCUCGAUACAUUCCACCCAAGUACAAACAAGAAUUCAAUCCAUACCAUCCAUAUAACAACUCAAAUCGGCACAAUAAUCGUAUGGUAAAUCCAAACAGAUAUAAACCAUUACUCCCAAAUAACAGUAAUCUACCCAGAAGAACAUUGCCAUCAAUGUUUCAUCGUAAUUUAAAUAAAGGCACCAAAUUUCAAGUGGUCAAUACACCGCCAGAAAUUAAACGACAGUGUGCGGAUGUCUCAAAUUUGGAAUUAAGAAAUCAACAACAACUUCAGCAACAACAAUUACAGGAAUUAAGGAAUCAGCAACAACAGAGGAAUAAUGAAAGGAACGAAGAUCAACAAAGUAAUGAACCAACACCCACACACACACCGACACCCACUCCAACACUUACUAAUAAUGAUGCAUCAUCGAAUGAAGACAUGGUCGUGAAUGUGAAACCAGAACCACAAGAUUACGAUAUGGACGAUAUACCUGUAAAAAAUGAUGAUUCUUUUCCAGCGGAUGAAACAUUUGAAGAUUCUAUGGACGAACCUCAAGCUGGAACGAGUAUGGACGUGAAAGUGGAAGGACAAGAUGCUGUAUCACAAGACAAUUCAUCACCAUAUUUAAUAAAAACUUCGAAAGGUUUCUCACGUUUAAUAGUUGAAGGAUAUGCAUUUAGUAUUAAAAGUCGUUACAAUACAACAAUCUUUUGGAAUUGCUGCAAUAAAGGACGUGGUUGUAAAGUUACAUGUUCCACGAAAAAUGGUAUGUUACGCAUGAAAUAUGGACAGGAGCAUACGCAUCCACCGAAUGCGCAUGAACAAUAAUUUAAAAAAAUUUUUCCCUCCAUAAAGAAAAAUUCAAACACAAUCAACAAUAUUUUGUAAAAAGAAAAUGCUGUUCCAAAAUAACUCAGGAGGUAAAAAUAAAGAAAAAAAUAAAAAUAAAAACUUCAAUAUUAUUCGUCAUUGUGUUAAAUAAAAAAAAUUAUUUUAUUUUGUUUGGUUCAAUAAAAUUAUAGAGAAUGGUUAUAAAAUCGGCAAAAUUGAUGAAAACAGUUUUUAGUUUUUAAGUUAUGAUUGUAUUUACUUCAGAAUUUGUCAUAAAUAAAAUUGGAAAAGGAUUGACAUUAAUUUCCUUACUCUUGGACAAAGAGUAUUCAUACCGACAUUAUGAGGCAAUUUUAAAACGAAAAAAGUCGAGAAUAUGCUUAUCUAAAAUCGACAACAUACACCGGCUGCGGCAGGCAGUGCCAUAGGUACGGUUGCAAGGCUAUCUGCUCCACCCAAAGCGAGGCGUAAAUAUUUAUGGCCGCAUUCAGUCUCCGUAAAUUCUUCAAUAUAGCUAAACGUUGUUCUAAAAAGAUAAUCUUCCCAGAGCUCUGACUGCGGCAAACAGACAACCUAGUAAGCGAUCUCUAAGUGCAGACGUACAAUUCGAAUAUCCCCUUACUAAAAGUUUCAUAAAAAGAGAUCUGCUUCAGUAUGAAAAUGGCGAUGUUCGACGGCUUUUUCUAAAAAGAGAAUUCAUUAAAUCUAUAUACAUUUGGAAGAGAGUCCAUUAAAUCUAUAUACACGUUACUUUUAUUCCAGCUUGGAAUUAUUUCUAUAUGCCUUCACGCCGGGAGGCUCCUAUAACAUUCGAGAAUGUUUUAGAAAGAUAUUUAAGGGGUGUUCUGGUCUAGAAGCCUAAAUUGUAGGCAUUUUUCAAACUAAGUUUAAAAAAAAAUUGAAAAACAUUUUUGCAGCCAAUUUUUUCAUAUUAUAUUAAUUGACAUUUUAAAAAUACAAAAUGAAAAUUGUAAAAAAAAGUAAAGAUGUCGUUAUCGUCUGAACUUCGGUCAAAAAAAAGGAAAAUUUACAAAAUGGUGUCAAAAUGAAAAAGAAAAAAAUUCAUUUUAACCCCUUUUUUACAUUUUGGAUUUAUUUAAAAUAGAACUGGACAGAGGAACUCGGAUAAUAAUAUUACCCACUUUGGAUUAAUCAGCCAUCCUAGAUCCAUACAUUGGGUCUUCUUCUACUUCAUAUGCAAUGUUUUGUGAUUUCUGCUAACCGAGCUGUUUUGCAUUCUUUUGAAGCAGCAAGAGCUCACUGUACAGAGAGAUCAAUUUGAGUUUCGUUACCAGAAAACUCGCUGUAUCUCCGAAAAUAAUUCAAUUUUUUUAAAAUUCGUUUAAGGACAUAUUCAAAGGAUCCAACCUUUAAAAAUAUGCAAAAAAAAAAAUCGUUUUCUUCAAAUUUCUAGACCAGAAUACUGUUUUUAAAUAACCAUGCGCCAACAGUGCAUAUAAGAUAGAUAUUAUUCUUUCUUCUCAGGCGGCCUUUCUAUUAAAUGCUUUAACCUUUUAACCAUUCUUUGAAAGGAUAAAAUACAUAUAAAAUGCCUUAAAAAGCAAGGACUUCUUCAUUUAGAAAAGGCCAUCGACUACAGUCGACAUUUUUUUAUUAACUACGUACAUAUUUUAAUUUUCAUUUAAUUUGUAAAAACUGUCCCAAUA